AUCUCCGACUUUGUUUGUAAUGAAAAUGAUGACGCGCGUCGUAUUUUCUGCUGAAGAAAUUGUUCCUGUCGAACAAAACAAGUGCACAGUACAUAGCUUCGCAUGCUCGGUAUAAAUUCGUGUUCUCUUGUUAUCAGUGUUCGUCAUACUUGUUUAAUUUUUCAAGAGAAGGCCAAUGUGAUUAGUGCGGGCGUCCCCAACACACAUUCAUAUUUAUGUAGGUGUGUCAAAAAAGAGAAUCAAGCAGAAAGCCACCGCCUUAACUGCGCAAAGAGACAAAUAAAUAGGUUUUCAGUUGAAUAAGGACACUAUUGAACCUAAUUCCAUUCGACGGACCAACUCUACCAAAAAGUUUGUAAAUUAUGUUGAAGUUUAUUCGAGGAAAGGGUCAGCAGCCCAGCGCGGAAAGACAACGCCUACAAAAGGACCUUUUUGCUUAUCGUAAGACCGCUCAGCAUGGCUUUCCUCAUAAGCCUUCGGCCCUUGCAUAUGACCCUGUCUCAAAACUCAUGGCGAUUGGGACGCAAACAGGUGCCAUAAAAAUUUUUGGUCAACCCGGAGUUGAAUUGUAUGGACAGCAUACGUUGGUGAACAACUCUGCAUCAGAGCUCAAUGUUCAAUUACUUGAAUGGGUUUAUGGAACUGGCCGCAUACUUUCGCUAACGGCCGCCAAUCAAUUAAUACUGUGGGAGCCUUUUGGAACGACAUUGCUUCCAAUUAAAACACUUCAUUUUGACGGAAAACUGAAGAAAGUAUCAUCGUUAUGCUGUUCUUUGAGUAAAGAUUUGUUAUGGAUUGGUACUGAAGGUGGCAACAUCUAUCAACUUGACUUACAUUCAUUCACAAUAAAAGAACCAGUAAUUUACCAUGACGUGGUCCUAGAGCAGGUACCAUCAGCUUACAAGCUAAAUCCCGGUGCAAUUGAGUCUAUUCGCCAGCUUCCAAACGCCCUUAACAAGCUUCUCAUAGCGUACAACCGUGGCCUAUGUGUUUUGUGGGAUUUCGAAACGUCCUCCGUGGAACGAGCAUACAUAGCCCCUGGUCAUGGACAAAGCGUUGGUCUCUCAGUGAAUUUUGGAGGAUCUGAAUUUAGCUGGUAUCACGCUGAUGGUUCUUACGCCACUUGGAGCAUAGAUAACGCCGAGCCGCCAAGCAAUGUUAACUACGUUCCUUACGGUCCUGAUCCUUGCAAGAGCAUAAAUCGUCUAUACAAAGGCAAACAUGGAAACAACGACGUGAUUGUUUUUUCCGGAGGCAUGCCACGUUCAGCAUAUGGUGAUCAUAAUUGCGUUUCCGUACACGUUAACAAUGGAAAGAAUGUUUGUCUUGACUUUACGUCUAAAGUCAUUGAUUUUUUUGUUACUUACAAAAAUAACAGUGAUGUCGCUGAAGUGCUAAUUGUUCUACUUGAAGAGGAACUCUGCGCAUACGAUCUUAAUGACCCCAAUAUUUCUGCAAUUAAAGCUCCCUAUCUGCACUCGGUGCAUGCAUCAGCUGUUACCUGCAAUUACCUUGCCUCUCAAGUGAAACAGUCUGUGUAUGAAAAUAUUUUACGAGCGGGAGAUGAACAGGACAUUGACUACAGCAAUAUUGACUGGCCUAUCACAGGCGGUGCGCUUCCGGAUGACUCAGGAGAAUCUGAUGAAGAGGACACGACGAAGUUGUAUGAAAUUCUGUUAACUGGGCACGAAGAUGGUUCUGUUAAGUUUUGGGAUUGUACUGGAGUGUUGCUUAAACCAAUUUAUAACUUUAAAACUGGCAGUGUUUUUGGGAGUGAACAUGACUUCCGGGAUGAUGCAGCCGCAGAUAUCAGUGCAGAACAACUUGAUGAAGGAGAACCCCCAUUUCGAAAGGCAGGUCUUUUUGAUCCUUACUCCGAUGAUCCUCGAUUGGCAGUGAAGAAAAUAGCACUCUGUCCAAAGACUGGACAGCUGAUUGUUGGAGGCACAGCGGGCCAAAUUGUUAUAGCUGACUUCAAUGACGCCCCCGAAAAGGUUCCUUUAAAAUACUGCUCAAUGAAUUUGGUCAGCGACCGCGAUGGGUUUGUGUGGAAAGGUCACGAUCAGUUAAACGUGCGGCCAAAAUUAUUGGAAAGUGAUGCCAGUCCAAUAACUGUAAAUGGCGUAAAUAUAACGGGAGUGCUGCAGGUUUUGCCUCCAGCCAGCAUUACAUGCAUGGCACUUGAAGCAAAUUGGGGUCUUGUAUCCGGUGGAACUGCUCACGGAUUAGUAUUGUUCGACUUUAGAAACUUUGUUCCAGUAUUUCAUCGCUGCACACUUAAUCCAAAUGACCUCACUGGAGCUGGUGAGCAGCUGUCACGACGUAAGUCAUUUAAAAAAUCAUUACGAGAGUCAUUUAGAAAGCUUCGCAAGGGUCGCUCGACGCGGAACAAUCCCAGCAAUCAGGUGCCCACAACGCUGGAGGCACGGCCAGUUGAAAGACAAAUAGAGGCACGAUGUGCUGACGACGGCCUGGGAUCAAUGGUGCGAUGUUUACUUUUUGCCAAAACUUAUGUUACCAACGUCAACAUAACAUCGCCAACUUUAUGGUCUGCAACAAAUGCUAGUACCGUGUCGGUUUUCCUUUUGCAUUUGCCCCCGGCACAAACCGCUGCAACAUCUGUACCAUCGGCAAGUGGCAACGCUCCUCCACAGACUCCUCGUCGCAUUUCCGCCCAACUUGCUAAAGAAAUUCAAUUAAAACAUCGUGCUCCUGUGGUUGGUAUUUCAAUAUUUGACCAGGCGGGUACCCCUGUCGAUCAGUUAAACGACGGAGAAAACGGCAGUCCACCGCAUCGACUUCUAAUCGCAUCUGAGGAACAGUUUAAAGUGUUUUCACUUCCGCAAUUAAAGCCAAUAAAUAAAUAUAAGCUUACCGCUCACGAAGGUGCUCGAAUUCGUCGAAUCCACUUUGGAUCGUUCCGUUGUCGCAUACCGCCAGAGUUACUACAAAGCCUGCACGGUGGUAGCCCGACUAAAUCAACGCGUUCUCAUGUCGAUGGAGAUGGGUCUGCAAAUAUUAGUGCAAACCAGGCUGCUGGUCGUGGAGAUGAAUAUCACGAAAUUGCAUUGAUUUGCUUAACCAACAUGGGCGAUAUUAUGGUCUUAUCAGUCCCUGAGUUAAAAAGACAGCUGAAUGCCGCUGCUGUCCGACGGGAAGACAUAAAUGGUAUUUCGUCGCUAGGUUUUACAAACUCUGGCGAAGCUCUGUAUAUGAUGUCUUCUUCGGAAUUGCAGCGCAUUGCCUUAGCCACGUCCAAAGUAGUUCAACCCACAGGCAUAGUUGAAGUAGAACCUUUGGAAACCGAAGAAUCCGCACUGGAAGAAAAUGAAGAAGAGAGCAAUAAGGAAACGGACGAAAACGCUGAAGUUUCCAAUUCACUGGAAGUAAAUGAACCACCAACCGCUUCUAUUCGCGCAAAACUUGUUGAGGGCAAUGUUGAAAGAAGUAGUCUUAAUUUAACAAAUGGAAUCAGCAAUAGCAACUCACCCAAUCGCGGCAACGAUACUAUCAGCAGUUCAAUUGGUGAUAUCACCGUUGACUCCGUCCGUGACCAUUUAAAUCUUACGACAACCACGUUGUGUUCUACAACUACAGAGGAGACUGUUGGUCGCCUAUCGGUGCUUAGCACGCAAACAAACAAAGCCACUACUACAGUUAACAUGGACGAAAUUCCGGAUAUUAAUAUUUCCAAUUUAGGUGACCUGGCAUUGAAAAGCAAUACGACCGAAACGAGCACUAGUUCCGUAGUAAUAAAAUCGGUUAUUACAAGCAUAUCCCACGAAAAGACGAAUGGCGAAAGCGAAUUAGGAACGCCAAAAACCACAACGCCUGAAGAAAGCCAAUUUUAACAAUGACAAACAAAUGCGACUUUAAUACUUGCAAAAUUGACCCAAUAUAAACGGUUUAGUCUGUUUUCUUUACUCAUAGUACGCGAAAAGUAGAUUUUAACUGCAAAACCCAAACGUUUUCCUAGUUUAAUAUUUACUUUUUGUCUACUUGUAUUGGAAUCAUAGUGCUAUUAUUCGGACCGCAACUGUUUUUAUUACGCAAUAAGAUGCGUUUUACGUAGUUUCACAGUGACUUUAUACAUGGUUUUUGUGGCAACAAUUGGACCACAGGCAACUAUUGCAUUUUAUAAAACAUUUUACACAUUACAUGUUAUGUUUAGUUAAAAUUAAUUUUAAGUUUCCAUUAUCUACAAUCUGUUUGAGUAAUCAAAUAUUUAAAGAAUUUAGAUUUUUCUUUACGUAUAAUUCUUUUGAAGUUGAUAAAAGGCUGACCAAUUUUUUACAUUACCAUGUAAAAAUUUAGAAAAAAUAUAUUUUUCAUAUAUUAACUAUUUUUGUAUAUAUUUGAAUCCAA
Drosophila gunungcola (fruit fly) is the source of this 4365-nucleotide messenger RNA. It is a transcript of the gene l(2)gl, whose product is annotated as lethal(2) giant larvae protein. The record is from RefSeq and is a predicted model, not a curated record. Gene Ontology annotation, cellular component: cortical actin cytoskeleton; plasma membrane; cytoplasm. NCBI's taxonomy places the organism in Eukaryota, Metazoa, Arthropoda, Insecta, Diptera, Drosophilidae. Gene Ontology annotation, biological process: cortical actin cytoskeleton organization; regulation of Notch signaling pathway; regulation of establishment or maintenance of cell polarity. Gene Ontology annotation, molecular function: myosin II binding; GTPase activator activity; syntaxin binding. The transcript is spliced from 9 exons. Bases 363 to 3851 code for a protein of 1162 amino acids.